AUGGAUUAUAGUAGUUUUACCAAAAAAAAUUAUGUUUUUCGCUUUGCUGAUGUGGGUACAUUAUCAACACGUAUGUUGGCACCAAUCGAGGGCUAUGAGAGAGUACCACUUGUAACGCUUGAGGAAGCUGUGAAACCUCUUAUCGAUAUUGUACCUAAAGUGGAACGAAAUGUAUUCAUAGUCAAACAAAAUUGUCAAGAACCAGAAGAUGGUUUAACAACUGACGAAUCGGCUUCAAUUAUGCUUUAUACAAUAAUUAUCGCUGACUGUGGCAAUCAUCGUAUAAUCCAAUGGAGAAUUGGUAAUGCAAAUGGACAAGUGAUUGCAGGUGGCUGUGGUUCAGGAAAUCGAUUAGAUCAAUUGCAUGGUCCAACCGAUGUGCUAAUUGACAAAGAGACGAAUAGUCUCAUCAUCUGUGAUCGUGAGAAUCGACGAGUCGUUCGAUGGUCUCGGCGAGGUGGCAUAACUCAGGAAGAUAUCCUCCUUGACAAAAUUGAUGGUUAUGGAAUCGCCAUGGAUGACCGGAGAUAUCUCUACAUCUCCGACACUCGAGACGAUGAAGUAAGACGAUAUAAAAUAGGAGAAAAGCAUGGAACUGUUGUGGCUGGUGGCCAUGGCAAAGGUGAUGGUCUUAAUCAACUCAAUUGGCCGACCUACAUCUUUGUCGAUCGUCAACAGGCUGUAUACGUGUCAGACCAAAACAAUCAUCGUGUAAUGAAAUGGAACAAAGGUGCAAGGGAAGGUAUUGUCGUCGCUGGAGGUCAAGGAAAAGGAAAUGCUCUAAAACAAUUGUGGCAUCCUGAAGGAUUAUUCGUCGAUACAUUAGAUACCGUCUACGUGGGUGAUUCGUUGAAUCAUCGAGUGAUAUGUUGGCCUAGAGGAGCGAAACAUGGCACUGUUAUUGUGGGAGGAAAUGGUUGUGGAGAAAGAGCAAAUCAGUUCAACUGUGUCGGCAGUUUGUCCUUUGAUCGAUAUGGCCAUCUUUAUGUUGUCGAUUAUCAUAAUAAUCGUGUUCAACGUUUUUCUAUCGAAUAG
Messenger RNA from Rotaria sp. Silwood1, 1035 nucleotides. The record is from the annotation of a GenBank genome assembly. Lineage: Eukaryota; Metazoa; Rotifera; Eurotatoria; Philodinida; Philodinidae.